AAAAAGACAAGAGUCAAGGAAACCAAAACUGGAUCCAGGAAAGUAGAAUAUACUUCCAAUGAAUACAUUCCGCCAGAUGAGCUAGCGGCAAUGUCAGAGGAGGAGAAGAAAGAGUUUUCAUUGAGAGCCAAGGCAUCAGCAUUGAAAGCACGAAUGAAUGUCACCUCUGACGAUAUUCCAAUCCAAAUCAGAUUGAAACAAGCUGAAUCCGCAGACGGAUUGAGGAAAAGACAUAAGGAAAGAUUGGAUACUGACACCGAUCCUAACAACUACGAUUACGAUUUGGAUGAUUUGAUCCAGGAAGAAUCCGAAGAAAUUGCCAGACUGCAAAACAAUGAUUAUUAUAAAAAUGAACAAUUAGGUACUACCAAAGAAGAAUUGGUUUAAAGAGCAAAAAAAAAUUGCAUUUAUCUAUAUUUAAUCUAAUGUACAUAUUUACAAGGACUCUAAGAUAUCGAGUAGUCCAAUAAGG
This is a messenger RNA of Hyphopichia burtonii NRRL Y-1933, 472 nucleotides long. RefSeq lists its product as uncharacterized. The record is from RefSeq and is a predicted model, not a curated record. NCBI's taxonomy places the organism in Eukaryota, Fungi, Ascomycota, Pichiomycetes, Serinales, Debaryomycetaceae. The transcript has a single exon. Bases 91 to 387 code for a protein of 98 amino acids.